UGCAAUCGGAGUGCGUUGCAUUACAUUCGUCACCAUUUGUUACCAGUUACUUCGAAGUGCUUGGAGUGUUUAUUAUAUCUGGAAAAUAUUACGGACAAUGGCAGAAGCACAGAUAACAAUCUCUGAAGUUGUAAAACGCGAGUUACAGGAAGCUGUCUCAAGUGGUGGUGUUGCGAAAUUGAAAGAUCUAAUCAAUAAGAAAAACAACGAAUGGAAAGAGAUUCCUCUUAAUAUUGCAAUAACAGGCGAAUCUGGAGUUGGAAAGUCAAGCUUCAUCAAUGCGAUCCGUGGUAUUACUGCAGACGAUGACGGCGGUGCUCAUGUCGAUGUCGUUGAAGCAACUAGAGAAAUAAAACCAUACAAACAUCCUAAAAAUAGCAGCAUGGUCCUCUGGGAUCUUCCCGGAGUCGGAACACCGCGAUUUCCCAGGAGCUCCUAUCUGACACAAGUGAACUUUGAGAAGUACGACUUUUUUCUUAUACUUUCAGCUGCUAGAUUUAGAGAAGAUGAUCUUUGGUUGGCUCAAGAAAUCCAGAGCCUUAAAAAGAACUUUCAUUUUGUGCGCACGCAAAUGGAUGUUGAGGUGGACAAAGAUAAGAAAGGGCAUCCAAAAACGCAUUCAAAAAGCAAUGUCAUCGAAAAAGUUAGAAUCGAUUGCCUCAAAAAUCUCAAAGAGCAUGGCCUCUCAAAAGCCUCUGUAUUUCUGAUCGACAACUACUCUCCUAUGGACUUUGAUUUUGAUGCAUUAACUAGAACGCUGAUCGAUGAAGCCCCCGGACACAAGAGAGAAGCAAUGAUACUUUCAAUGUCUGUUCUUACAGAUGGGGUUAUCGAAAUGAAAGUGGAAGCCCUCAAUGAGAGAAUUUUCAAGGUUUCUGUGCUCUCGGCGGUUGGUGGUGCAAUACCAAUACCUGGAGUAGGAGCUGCUCUUGAUAUUGCACUUCUGGCUGGGGAGGUGGCUUUCUAUAAAAAUCAGCUUGGACUUGACGCUGAGACAAUUGAAGAACAUGCAAGAUAUCUAAACACGGAGUCUAGGGAGUUACAGAAAAAGUUAGGCCUGCAAAGUUUUGGGCUGGCUACGACUGCUAAAGGUAUUGCACAAAGCGUUUCAAGUAUAGCAGCUUCUGAGGCGCUUGAAAGCACCCUGCCCUUGGCAAUCCCGAUUAUAGGCAGUAUUGUAUCAGCGGGAAUUUCAUACGGUGUAUCCGUUGCGAGUCUUAAGUAUUUUCUUGGUAUUUUGUCAGAGGAUGCCAGAAAAAUAAACGCAGAAUUGCUGAAAAAAUCUUUGCAAUAAAUAUGAUGAAUAGGACACAAUACUAGCAGAAUGAAAUGUUAUAUAAUUUCAAAAUGGAAGAAAUAUUCGAUAAACAUUUUCGGUCCUUACAAAGAAAGGCAAACGUUAUUUACUUUUUGUCGAAGGGAAUAAUUGACAUUAACCAAAAGAAAUUUUUGUGCAAUGCAUGACAUGUAAAUAGCCUACUCAAAAUAGUCGCGCUUGACUGCUGUUGUUUAAUGAUGAAAAAUGCAAAACUUCAUAUUACAUUAAGUUGAUUCUAUCACCGAUCCCAUUAAAUACGAUUUAAAACAACACUUCAAAGUGUAAAGUAAAAGCAGUCGAUGGUAUAUGAUACAAUCACUCGCUAGGAAUAUGUUGAAACAGACUAAACUGAGACGGAUCUCUGUGCUAAUUUUCGCUUAUGUUUGUUGCUUUUAUUUUUCUUAUUCACGUUUUUGUCGUAAUCGAGCGCGAUUUACAAACCGUAACCAAUUUGCACAUGAGCUUUACGUGUACGUUGUUUUUUUAAAUAAUCGGCCAACUUUGCAAAACUGUGAGACUGCAGUAUAUGGUAUUAAAGCUUGACUAGUUCGUGAUGUUUGAAAUGUUUACAUAUGAAAUAUCAGCUCUACUAUAAAAUACGGCUUCAACGAAGCAAUUUAGAUUUUAAGAGCAAAAUAAAUCUUAUUUUGCAUCGUUUUUCAUUUUUUUCUAAAUCUGUAUGAAUUAUGUAGAAUCUAAUUUCAUUGUUUUACUAGAAAAUAUGUUAAAGACACAACUAGAUUUGUAGCAAAAUAAAAGGAGAGAAAGGAAGUUUAAAAAACAAAACAAAACAAACAAACAAAAAAAAAACAAACAAAAGAAACAUUAACUAAUAUAUUGAAAAUACAUUUGUAAUUAUAUUCACAGUAGGAAAUUGGUUUGGUAAUUUGAUAAAUAGAUCAACCAUCCUUUGUCCAGAAGAUUUUAUGAGACAUUCAAAAACACUAUUUGUGUACAAGGAUCAAUAAAUCUGGCAUGAUUUGAUUUUAUUAUAGAAUGAUAUAAGUAAAUUUGUGUCCAUCUAGAUGGCUUUUUUUUUUUGUUCUUGUAAGAGAUGUAUAUCUAUCGUCUGUUGUAAGGCUGGUCGACAUACUGUAUGCAACUGGAAUUCUCAGGCAAGUAGUCAUGCCCAAAAACGGCUCCUUCGUCCAUUUCCGAAAACUAGUAAACAAGUUAUAUAGAGGCGGCAAGCGAUGUAAGUUGUACCAAUAAUAUAAUAAAUGUAAACAAAAGCAAUACAGCUCACCAAAAUAGGGCUUAGAACUAUCGCUUUAAAGGUGUCUGUUAUUGGUAAGGUUCAAAUGAUCGCAACGCUAAUCACGCCAAAAAUCACAUACGCCUUUUAUUCAUUGGAAUACCAAAACCCACAGUUGAGAGAUUAGCAAGCUGAUAUUUUAUUCUCUAUGGAAGGAUUAACGAAAUAAAAAAUAGAAAUAACUAAAACAUAUAUGCAUCGAAUCUGCCAAGAUUCUAUAAAAAAUCUUGAUUUUUAUGUAGAUUUGAGGAUACGUGCUGGACUUCAGGCCGUUAUCAGGUAAAUACACAAAAACUUGACACGUUUACCGUAUUCAAAGUCUAGCAGUUCAAAAUCGAAAUUCCGUAGCGUAUCACCAAAUCUGAUUAGGUCUGGUUUGAACCAAAUAUUUAUUUCCAUAUUUGAACUAAUGUCUCUCGUUACAUUGUAUUUGUGUAAAACGUAUUAGAUUCGUACUAUUGAACCAUUUGUAUAAACUCUUUGGUCCGUGAUUACUUGAAUAUCAAUAAUGAUGUUGCAAAAUAAACAACUCACGUGGCAAUUCUGAGGAUAGACUACCUGCAAGUCUGAUUCCUUUUGUUAAUAGCAAAUUUCCUAUAGGCACACUUUUGUAAACGUUUAAAUAAAACAGUUGUAAAUGAUAAUUAGUUGUAUAUCACCAAAUAAUAAAAAUGCUUACUUAGAAAAU
Molecule: messenger RNA, 3261 nt
Organism: Mercenaria mercenaria
Lineage: Eukaryota; Metazoa; Mollusca; Bivalvia; Venerida; Veneridae
Product: interferon-inducible GTPase 5-like
Exons: 2
Coding region: 98-1294 (398 amino acids)
Cellular component (GO): membrane
Molecular function (GO): GTPase activity; GTP binding
Source: RefSeq, a predicted model, not a curated record